CACAGCCCAGCCUGCAUUGGCAAAACGAGUGCCAUACAAACGCCAUACGUGCGCGCUGAACACGUCAAGCAGCCAUUUUGCAAGCCAACAACUGCUGCUGCCAGCAACACGCACGGCGCCGUCGUACGAGGCGCACGCAGAGCCCUCUCAGGGAGAGGCUGCUCAGAGAUGGCCUACAAAGUCGCCAAGAGCGAGGCCCCCCGCCUCUUCGCCUUCAUCAAACGGCUACAGUUCUCCUUCGACCCCUUCAGUACCGAAAGCACGGCGGUCCGCGAGGCCUGGCGCCAACUGACGUCGCCGACGCUCCAAGCCGCGAACCCGAAAUGUAAAGUGGACGUGAUAUCCGCGCGCGGCGUCGCGCCGGCCAUGGAAGCGGAGUUCGUGGACGGCGCCACGCGCCCCAUCGCGGCGUCCGGCGCCGCCGCGAAUUUAGUGGGUGAGCUCUACCGCACCGCGCACUCGAUUUCCCUCGAUUAUGCCCUGAAAGGGAAGCCGCCACCGACAUAACAUACAUAAAA
Pelagomonas calceolata is the source of this 518-nucleotide messenger RNA. The record is from the annotation of a GenBank genome assembly. Lineage: Eukaryota; Pelagophyceae; Pelagomonadales; Pelagomonadaceae.